Messenger RNA from Microthlaspi erraticum, 573 nucleotides. NCBI's taxonomy places the organism in Eukaryota, Viridiplantae, Streptophyta, Magnoliopsida, Brassicales, Brassicaceae. The record is from the annotation of a GenBank genome assembly.
AUGAAGCAUUGGAGCGCUUUAAGGACUACACAAGAGAGUGUCCUAACAUGGCUAUCUGAUGGCAGUCUAUGGAACAUUUUCUACAGAGGAAUAAGUGGGAAGUGUCGAUUUUCUCUUGAUACAGCCAGCAAUGGAAAUUUCAUGACCAAGACAGUUACUGAAGCAAAGAUUUUGAUUGAAAAUCUAGCCUCAAGCGACAGUGACAACUUCAUUGGGCAUGAGAGAGCAGUGAAGGCCAUAAAUUCUGAUCCAUACAGAGAUGGAUACAGUGAGAUCAAAGCCAUGAUGGCUGAGAUACUGAGAAACCAAGGAAGAGAAGUGGAGAGACAAAGAGAAGCUUAUAGAGUUGAGUCCACAAUAAUUCAAGACUACUUUGGAGAUUUGAUUCCAAGCUUUCAAGAAGAAGUAAACUUUGUUGGAAUAGAUGGAUUGGCACAUGGAGAAGAAGCUUGGAAAGGAGAGCAUGAUGUUUUUACAACCAAGAAUCACCCAAUGAAAGAGGGAUGUUCAUGGAGGAAGAAAUUAUCAGCAACCACCUCACAAGAGAAGAAUGGAGCCAAGGAGCAACUUUGA